AUGGCAGAUAGAGACGGAACCACGCCGUUGCACACAGCAUGUUGUAGGCUCGACAUGCAUAUGACUGAGCUUUGCAUCAAAUACCAGAUUGAAGUCAAUGUCCUUGAUACAAGGAAGAGGAGCGCGCUUCACCGAUUGGUGUCACGCCCUGCGACGAGCAAAAAACAGUGGUACGAUGAUCGAUGGGCAUUGGAUACUUUCAAGACAAUUUUCGGUUCUCUGAUCGAGAAUGGCAUCGAUAUACAUCUAAAGGACGAGAAUGGGAACACUGCGUUGGAUCUGGCGAAACUUAGUGAGGAUGAGAUCGCGAGCUUUCGGUCUUGA
Mytilinidion resinicola is the source of this 324-nucleotide messenger RNA. RefSeq lists its product as uncharacterized. The record is from RefSeq and is a predicted model, not a curated record. The transcript has a single exon. Gene Ontology annotation, molecular function: protein binding. The coding region runs from base 1 to 324 and encodes 107 amino acids. Lineage: Eukaryota; Fungi; Ascomycota; Dothideomycetes; Mytilinidiales; Mytilinidiaceae.